Messenger RNA from Solea senegalensis (Senegalese sole), 2274 nucleotides. It is a transcript of the gene fbxw12, whose product is annotated as F-box and WD repeat domain containing 12. The record is from RefSeq and is a predicted model, not a curated record. Gene Ontology annotation, molecular function: protein binding. The coding region runs from base 728 to 1957 and encodes 409 amino acids. NCBI's taxonomy places the organism in Eukaryota, Metazoa, Chordata, Actinopteri, Pleuronectiformes, Soleidae. The transcript has 10 exons.
GCCUGUAAAUAAUAUGAUUUACUGCAAGUUAUGUGUUUAUUAUGAAUCAUGUGUUACCUCACAAAAUUGUAUGUAAACUAAAAUACUGUUUUGUCAUAUGGAAAGAGAGUCUCGUGUAGAAGUGGCUUGUAGUAAUCUUUACUCACUGGUCAUUUUAUUAGGUACACAGUGAGGUCUUCAGGUUCAAAGAUCCUUUUCUUCAUACUGAAGUUAGAACAAUUGUGAUUUUUCUAUCUUUUACAACCACUCCUCAGCCAGCAUGUUAUUGUGGGCCACUCCGUACCCUUUCCAGACUACUUGGGAAGUGGGUACUAAGUGGGUAAUUUAUAUGGUUUUAGCCCCACAGGAGGGGCCACCAUGGAAACCACGGUCAAACCUGCUUGGGGACUCAUAUUAUCAGCCUGAAAAUAACCCUUAUGGGGCCCACAUUGACACGCUGACUGGGUCGGGUCAUGAAAAUAACGAGGCACUUGCUCCAAAAAGAACUGUUGCUGUUCACUGGGUAUUUUCUCUUUUCCAGAAUGUUUUCUGUAAAUCUGGAUAUGGAUGGACAUAUGUGUAUGUCGUCUUGUCCAUGUCUACAUAUCAAAGUGCAUGGUCUUGCUGCAACGUCUGAUUAAAUAUUUGUGAGAAACUGCAGUUGAGCAGGUGUACCUAAUAAAGUGGCCAGAGGUUGUGUCUGCAGCGCUGGACUUUCUGUAAUCUCCAUGUUUUGGGGACUGAGCAUAUGAAUAAUUCGUGGAAGAUGUACUUCCUGCGACGAUGCCACCUCGAGACAAAGAUGGGGAAAGGACGAACAGGAGGUUACACCUGCAAAAGCCUCAGAGGACACACGGGCAGUGUGGUGGGGCUCGUGUACCUGCAGGGGAAUUUAGCCCAGAAUCCGGACCUCCGGAACAGCAGCGCCACAGUCUGCAGUGCCUCUUCUGAUGGUACAGUCCGAGCGUGGAGCAUCCAGAAUGGUGAGCUCCUGUGGUGCACUCCUGUCCAGGAUCCACUGAGCAACAUCAUCACUGAUGAACAGCGUGACGUGGUGGUCACAGCAGACUCCACAGGUCUCAUUAAGACCUGGCGGGGCAGCACCGGCCAGGAGGUGGCCUCGUUUCCUGCCGGGUCUCCACACUGCACUUUACUUCAGUACGACGUCAACGACGACUGGUUUCUCACUGUUGGAACAGGUGGCGGAUCUGUGUGUACCCUCGCUGAUUCCACUCUGUCUAAAAAGUCCAGCGUGAAGGUGUGUGACACCUUCAGAGUCAACAUACUCAAGGUUUCGCCCAACAAGAAAUGGAUCGUCGCUGGAACCAAGGACAAUGAUGAUUUAAGUCCAAAGGUGAUCUACACAGAGAGUUUGACGACGCCGUCUGAGGAUGAAGAUCCUCUGUGCCGGGCGGUGCCAGUCGCCGGGUGCUCGGCUGCUGUCUUCGUCCCCACCCAGCCCGCCAGACUGGCCGUCGUGCACCAAACCGUGCCCUCAGACAACAAAGCCCUCACUGUCUUUGACGUCAGCAUUAAAAAGAGCAAGUACAAGUCGGAGAUCCAGGUCCAGCAGGUGGAGUCCUUUCCCUUGUCCUUGAACACCUGGUCGUCGCGCGUCCUUCUGGAGGCCAAGGACAGCAACUGCUUGGUGCUGUCGUGUGAGCGGGAGCUGUGGGUGUACUCGCUGAAAGGAGCUCUCCUCGCUAACUUUAAAGAGCACACCAUGUCCAUCGCCUCUAUAUGUUUGGACAGCUUCCGUGUGGUGACGGCGUCUCAGGAUCUCUCCUUACACGUACUGACGUGGAAAAAUGACCGGGACGCUGGGCUGACUCUGGAGAGCAGAUACCACUUGUUGGGAGGGUCUCACACAAUGUCCAGAGGCUUCACUCACGUUGCCUGCGACUACACCAGCAUUGUGGCCUCAGUAGAAGGAACAAAUGGGAAAGACGUCUUAAAGGCUUAUUUUUUCACAUCCUGAGCAUCGAACAAAAGUGCCUCCGCACAGAUUAACAUUUGGUUAUAUUUUCUGUGUAUAAUACGAUUGUAUUUGUAGGUCAGUGUACAAAAAAAGAGAGAAUCAGUAUGGCAUUUAUACACUGUGUGUUACAUUAUGAUUAAUGAGAAAAUGACUAUUAUUUUAUGGACCUUAUGUAUAUCAAUAGUGAAUUUGAGCAGGUUUAAGGCAUGUUGUAUUGCAAAAAAAACCCAAUGUUCUUCAAUAUGUUGCCUCUACAACACUAUGGCAAGUUAUAGUCAUAUAUUAACCGCAAUAAACUACACAAGUGCUCAUAUUUA